Molecule: messenger RNA, 2325 nt
Organism: Botrytis deweyae
Lineage: Eukaryota; Fungi; Ascomycota; Leotiomycetes; Helotiales; Sclerotiniaceae
Exons: 5
Coding region: 1-2325 (774 amino acids)
Biological process (GO): positive regulation of anaphase-promoting complex-dependent catabolic process; anaphase-promoting complex-dependent catabolic process; positive regulation of ubiquitin protein ligase activity
Cellular component (GO): anaphase-promoting complex
Molecular function (GO): protein binding; ubiquitin ligase activator activity; anaphase-promoting complex binding
Source: RefSeq, a predicted model, not a curated record
AUGUCUUCUUUUUAUAAUGAUGGGUGGAUCAAUAGCUCUCCAAAGAUCCUCUAUUCUCCGGACGACUCAGGUUAUGACAGUUCAUCUCCCAGACGAAGGCUAAGUAUAUUAAGUGACACUCAUUCGACUCAUGACCCUCUCCUGCCAAGGUUCCGAGAUGAAAAUGGGAAAGAAUGGAAAACGAGUCUUUCCAUGCGGAUCAAAAAUGUGAUCAAUGGAGUUCCUAUUGACCAAAAUCUGUCAAACAUUGCUCCAAAUAGUCUUCGGUUUGAUGGAUCAUCAGAUAGCCCCAAAAUUCCAACUACUUCAUCCUCUUCGACAGCACCUCGACCCAAUACCAAGUCUAGACCAGCUCUUUCGAACACGCUCCGGGCUCGAACGUCAGUUGACUCGACCCCAACUAGAAAGUCUGCUAGCUCCUUGCAUUCUCCAGAUCGAUUUCUUCCUGUUCUGAAAAGAUCUGAUUCCGCGACACAAAGCUUUCGUGCUAAUAAAGAUCCUGGAAGUCUCUCGCCUUAUGAAAGAUUAAUGAGACAUAGCAGUGCAAGCCUUGAUGCUUUCAACCCACGUCGACGUGCUACAUCGCCAAUUCCCCUAGCUUCUCGACCUGAUUCCAGAAGAAUUGUUUCUGCAAAUCGCGGCAGAGGUGCUACUGCCCUUAUUUUUCAGAGAAGUGCUCCAACAACACCCUUUGGGGAGAGGCAGGUCAGUGUAGGAACCGUAUGGGCCGUCGGAGGAGUGGCUCCUGUGAGCGCUGGCAUCUCAGACGGGCGUGGCGGUAUGCUUGGCAGUGGGACUAAUGCACCGUUAUAUACAACAUCCUUCUCCGCUUCACGUCCAAAAGCACAAGAAGACUUUGAAAAGCAUGAAGACAGGCUGGCGCAAGCAUUAGACAUUGACCGUACACAACGCGUUUUUGAAUUUCGAGACCCAUUAGCCACACCACCCAUCACUCCACUUGAUUCUAGGUCUAAGAGGCAUAUCUUUGACACCAAGACUACAUGGAAUGGAACAGAGUGGGUGCUUGGUGGACCGGAACAAAUUUUAGAUGCACCAAAUUUACGAGAUGACUUUUAUUGCUCGGUUCUCGCAUACUCUGGAACGAGUCAUACACUGGCUGUCGGUCUGGGCUCAUUGCUUUAUGCAUGGUCCGAAAUGGCAGGAGUUCAUUUACUUCAUGGCGGAACUUCAAAUGCUUCUUGGUUGACAUCGCUGGCAUUUUCAUCUACACAAGGAGCCAAGUCAAUACUUGCCUUUGGCAGGUCUGAUGGAUCUCUGAGUUUGUUGUCACUUUAUGACAGUCUAUUGCCUAGAUUCGAAGUCCAACAGCCCUGUCCUAUAGCUUGCGUCACUUGGAGACCUUCGAUAACAAUGCGACCUUCGCGAAAUCCACUUGCCCCGGACAUUAUGGUGAAGACAGAAGAUCUGAUUGUCGGAGAUGAACAAGGAAAUAUAUAUUAUUAUGUCGUUGAAUGGCCUGAUGCAUGGGAAAUAACUCGCGAUGGCUGGUCUGGCUCUAUGACACUCAUUGCCAAGAUCUCUAUUCACACCCAACAAAUAUGUGGUCUCUCAUUUUCCACAGAUGGCUCAUCAUUCGCAACUGGAGGUAAUGAUAAUCUUUGUUGUCUUUUCCGUACAAAUGAAGUCACCCGGCCUUCUCGUGGUCAACUAGGCACCGCAGAAGAAGUGUUUCUUGCCACAGCAGGUAUGCGUCGCAUACAUAGCGUAGCGGGUCAAAGUCGUGUUAAGGAAAUCAUUUCCGGGGCCGAGAAACAUCGUUGGGUUCAUGGAGCGGCUGUCAAGGCAAUUGCAUUUUGCCCUUGGAGAGAUGGCCUAAUCGCAACCGGCGGUGGAAGUAACGAUAAAUGCAUCCACUUCUUUCACACAUCUUCCGGAGCCUGCCUAGCUACUAUUAGCGUAGCAGCUCAAGUUACUUCUCUUAUUUGGUCCACUACUCGUCGUGAAAUCGCAGCCACGUUCGGGUACGCGCAACCUGAACAUCCAUACCGAAUCGCCGUUUUUAGUUGGCCAGACUGUAAGCAAGUAGCUGCUAUUCCAUGGGAAGGCGAGCAUCGAGCACUAUUUGCGAUUCCAUAUCCAGGUGGCCCGAAUGAAAGCCAUAGUAGUAGGGAGGGGGGAAGGGCCUUGACAAGAACGGCCCAAGAGGGUUGCUUGGUCGUGGCUAGUAGUGAUGAGAGUGUUAAGUUUCAUGAGGUGUGGACAAGUAGUAUGAAGGCUACUAGUGGAGGUGAGGGCUUACUAGGUGGAAGUGAUAUUUUGGAGGGCUUGGAGGGGAUUGACAAGGAGGGCGCUGUUAUCAGAUAA